Molecule: messenger RNA, 3608 nt
Organism: Caretta caretta (loggerhead turtle)
Lineage: Eukaryota; Metazoa; Chordata; Testudines; Cheloniidae
Gene: EMID1
Product: EMI domain containing 1
Molecular function (GO): protein binding
Source: RefSeq, a predicted model, not a curated record
GGCUGCACGUUCCCAGCCACAGAGUGGUUCCUGCCUGGGAGAGACAGGAAAAGAAAGUCCCCAGGCCACGCCGUCAGCUGGUGAAGUCUAUUGAAAACAAAAGCCCUGAUUCUGCUUGAAUGCUGGCACCCCAUUCGUUCCUCCUGAUUUACACCAGCCAAAUCAAAGCCGAAAGGGAGCCAGACCCCAGCUGGUGUAAAUUCGGGGCAACCAUCAAAGACCGUGCAGGGAGGAUUGGCAGCACUGAUCUGAGUUCUCUCCCCCCAUCCCUGCAAGCUCAGCUUCCUCCUUCACGGUCCCAGCUAAACCUGGGCUUUAUUCCGACCGGGCCUGGCACCGGGCCACUACACUUCUCAUGAGCCCCUGUGCCAAGGGGGCUUCUCUUUUUUUCUCAAUGAGAGAUCCUUGAGCGCCUGCCUUGGCCGGAGGAGGGGGCGUGUGGGAGCACAUUGGGGGGAUCGGCUGAGCUCAAGAACGAUCAAGGGCUCUGUGUGAGCUCAGAAGCUCUGGCCCCAGGGCCGGACACGAUGAGCAUGCCGCAGCUCAGCUGGAUGAGGUGCCUGCCAGCUGCCCUAUGGCUGUGCUGUCUGCUGCCCGAGGGGAGCUGCACCUGGAGCCUGGCCGGACUCCAGCACGCCAACCCAAGGAACUGGUGCUCGUACAUGGUCACGAGGACAGUUUCCUGCCAUGUCCAAAAUGGUACCUUCCUGCAGAGAGUGUUCCAGGGCUGCCACUGGCCCGGGGGCUGCAACGGAGGCAGCUACAGAGCCAUCGUGAGACCAGCGUACAAGGUGGCCUACAAGACGGUCACAGCUCUGGAGUGGAAGUGCUGCCCAGGCCACACGGGGGUCAACUGCAAAGAAGAGACCAUCAGCUACGUCGCCCCUCAGGAAGCCGGACGUCCAGCCCUACUGCGGAGGCUCCCUCUCCGACCAGCAACCUACUCAGGGUGUUUGAAUUGCAGCAAAGUGGUGGAACUGACGGCGCGUCUCAGCAGCCUGGAAGCCAAGGUGGCAUUGCUGUCUUCAGCUGAGCCUGCAACCUCCCUAGUACCCAACAGACACCUCGUAACCAACGGGGCUGCCCCCUCGGAUUCCUACCAGCUCUGGGGGUCUCCGUCCACUCACGGGAACCCUGGGGAUGAAGGUGUGAAAGGGAACCCAGGAGAGAUGCUGCGGGGAGCCGUUCCCGGACGGGAUGGGAAACCAGGGCCGCAAGGACUCCCAGGCCCGUUGGGUCCCAAGGGAGAUCCUGGGAGCCAGGGGCCAACAGGAAACCCUGGAGCCAAGGGUCCCGCUGGACCGCCAGGCCCCCCGGGUCCGCCAGGGCAGGAUGGUGCAAGGGGCAUCCCCGGAGAGAAGGGGUUUCCGGGUCUUCCAGGGCCUCCGGGACCCCCAGGCCCCCCUGCCCCAGUGGGGCCUACAGUAUCCCGCAUUGCUGACCCAAGGGACCCGCUUCUGUCAAACACCUUCACUGAAUCUGACAGCGUUGGCACUAUGGGGCCUGCGGGACCCCCAGGGCCUUCAGGGCCAAUAGGUCCUCUGGGCCCCCCAGGGCCAGUUGGGCUACCAGGCCCUCCGGGGCGCGAUGGGUUACCCGGAGAGCCAGGUGCUGACGGAGCCGCCGGUCCCCCAGGGGAGAAAGGAGACAGAGGGCAGCUGGGUCCAAAAGGCGAGCAGGGGGAGAAGGGCACCUGGAGCCAGAGCCAGGUUCAGGCGCCGAACCCUUCCCCACUAGCGCCCCCAGCUUCCACCGGGGCAAGCGCGACAGGCUGGCAGCCUACAGAAUCGUCCCACGCCAGCUGGCCCAGAAGGCCGAGGAUGACAGCAAGUGAAGAGGGGGCAGCCCACCCCUCGGGGUGUGAGCGGGAGUCAUCUCCCCAAGCAUUAAGGCGCCCUUGGGCACUCUCCCUUCCCUCCUCCACAUCACUCUGGACUGUCGCACGAAGAAACGCUCGAGGAUCCGUCCCAGGACGUGGGGCUCACCGGCAUGACGUAUUUAUUUGUGCUCUUUCGAAAGAGGCCUGUAACCAGUGUUAUGUGUGUACUAACUGACCCCCUGCUGGCUGCCUCCUCCUGUCUCCAGCACCCCCUACCCCAUGCUCCCCUCAUUGUACUGCAGGGGGCGCUCUUUAUCUCUAGGUGCUAUUGUGUGGGAUGUCUCCAUGGUGCCCUUGGCCUGUAGCUCCCCAGCCUGGCAGGGAUGGGAGAGAGGGCGUCGCUCGCCCUUCUGCUCCCAAACUGCAGAGGGUUUAUCCUGGGCAGUCCCCAGGAAUUCAGUCUUGGCUCCCCCACCGAGGGGGUGCAGGGGAUGGUGCCUUGGCCCUUCCCAGUCCCCAGGGAUUGGCUCAGCUCCCGUGGAGCCAAGUUCCUGCCGUUUCACCAGUGAACCCAUCCCCAGAGCAGGGGCUGCUGGGACAAGUGUAGCGCUGCCCAGCGCCAGGCUCUCCACCAGGCCGUUACCCCGGUACGGGUUUGGGCCCCGGCAGCCCCUGAACAGCGCUGGCAUUGCAAGGCAGCUCUGCCCAUACCUCUGAACACGAGCACCAAGGUGGGGUGACCCGGCUGGCCACUGAAAACCAAGCUAAGCAGGCUGAGCCAGGAUGGAGCGUACACCUGCUCAAACGCUGCCGCGCUGGGCUUUGGCUGCCAUGGGCCCCUCUGGCUCAGCAGCCAGCCUGCCCUUGGCCUGUGUUCAGCAAAGGCACCUGAGGGGGGUAAUUACCCAUGUGGCCAUCCCCCAUCUCAGAGUACCCAGGCCUGUCUCGGGCCCAGGGAACAGCUGUGGGGCUUCCAUCAUCCAGCCCAUUCUUCCCCCAAAGCAUGUGGGGAGCAGUCAGGCCCCCACGCCAGCUGCUGUGAGUGUGCACAGAGAUGGGGCUGAGAUGCUGGAACCCACUAAGGCGGGGGCACCCUACCCCCCAGGCGGUGCUCGCUGGUUCAGGCAGCUCAGCUGCACCCAACACAUGCCCGCUUCUUACCCCACAAAGGCUUUACCUGGAGCAACAGUUCUUCCGGAGCAGGGGCAGCUACCACCCCUGGGUGGGGCUUCAGCUGGGCCUCAGGCAGGUCCCCUUCCAGCAUCCUCAGCCCCACCCUGGGCACCUUCCCCCAGCGUGGAGGGAUCUUUCCCCUGGAGGCCAAAGUGUCACCAAGGGGCAGUCGCCAUGGUUGGAUGUAGGCAGGGGACCAGGCCUCCAUUCCCUGCUCCACCUCCUUGAUGAGUCAGGGAACUCAGCAUCCCCACAGCUAAGGAUGGCUAGGGAGGGGAGAGACAUAACCAAAACCUAUCUAGCAGCCACACACCCUUGCCCCACCUCCCACCAUCCUCCCUGAUGUCCUGGCUGCUGUGUACGCACUUCCCUGUGCGCCCUGAGCACCCACUAACAACUGGGAGAGUUGCUGUCAAAUGGGGAGACGGGCCAGAAGCAGGGAAGUCUGGGGUCAUUUGUGGAGAGGCCCAUCUGAAGCCAGCACCCGGUGCAACCCUGCUGCUAACUGCGCAAGCGGCUGGGGAGGGAACCUGCCUUUGUAUUGUGUAUGCUUGUGAUCCUGGCCAGCCGCAGGACAAAUGGUCUAAAGGUCAUUAAAACGUGUCACUAAGCUCCA